GGUUCCGGUCUUCUCCGCAUCAUCCACGACCCGGCGGAUAUCGGGUCCGCGUUUUACGCCCGCUCCGGUGAUCCGACCGCCCGAUCCGCCAGCUCUCUUCUUCGCCCCAAUUACCCAGGUUCUGUCGGGCUUCCUUCUCCGACCUCGAUCCUCCUAUUUCCCCUUCAGCUCCGACGAUGCCCUAGCCCCGCCGGUUCACCCUGCCGGAGUUCCGCCUGACGCCCCUCUCCGCGCUAUCCUCCGCCAGCGCCUGAUCGCCCUUCUCCGUGCUAUCCUCCGCCAGCGCCUGAUUGCCCCUCUCCGCGCUAUCCUCCGCCAGCGCCUGAUCGCCCUUCUCCGUGCUAUCCUCCGCCAGCGCCUGAGCCCCUUCGGAGGCUCUUCCCGCCGGACCACUCCGCCGAGCUCGCUCCUCUCCAACCUCCUGCUGUCACUUCCCUGCUCUACCUUAGAGACGGUACGGAGCGGAGCGGAGAUGAUGAUGAUGCCGGCGCCGGUUCCCAACAGCCACCCGUACUCCGCCCCCGGGGAUGAGGACGCCUCGCUCUCGUCCAAGCUGGUGGCGGACCGUUACCUGAAGCGCGAAGUGCUCGGGGAGGGCACCUACGGCGUCGUCUUCAAAGCCAUCGACACCAAGACUGGGCAAACAGUUGCCAUUAAGAAGAUUAGGCUGGGGAAGUACAAGGAAGGAGUAAAUUUCACUGCACUAAGGGAAAUAAAAUUGCUCAAGGAACUCAAGGAUCCAAAUAUUAUCGAGUUGAUUGAUGCUUUCCCACACAAGGGCAACUUGCAUCUUGUAUUUGAGUUCAUGGAGAGUGACCUGGAGGCUGUUAUUCGUGAUAGGAAUAUAGUGCUUUCACCAGCCGAUAUUAAAUCCUAUCUCCAGAUGACACUAAAAGGACUUGCAUUCUGCCAUAGAAAAUGGGUCUUACACAGGGAUAUGAAACCGAACAACCUACUAAUUGCUGCUGAUGGACAGCUUAAGCUUGCAGAUUUUGGUCUUGCUCGGAUUUUUGGCAGCCCGGAUCGUAAAUUUACUCAUCAGGUUUUUGCGCGUUGGUAUAGAGCACCUGAACUAUUGUUUGGUGCCAAACAAUAUGGAGCUGGGGUGGAUGUUUGGGCUGCAGGUUGUAUAUUUGCUGAACUUCUUCUUAGACGACCCUUUCUGCAGGGUUCAAGUGACAUUGAUCAACUCGGAAAGAUUUUUGCUGCUUUUGGGACUCCCAACCCAUCUCAGUGGCCUGACAUGGUUUACCUUCCAGAUUAUGUUGAGUACCAAUAUGUUCCUGCACCUCCUCUCCGCUCGUUGUUUCCUAUGGCUAGUGAUGAUGCUUUGGAUCUCCUAUCAAAAAUGUUCACGUAUGAUCCGAAGGCAAGGAUAUCAGUGCAACAGGCAUUAGAGCACAGGUACUUUUCUUCUGUGCCAGCACCGACGAAACCAUCUUUGCUUCCACGACCACCUCCCAAGGGAGAGUCGCUGAAUAACAAGCCACCGGAUUUAAAUGCACCGGACGGUCCUCUUGUUUUGUCUCCUCCGAGGAAACUGAGAAGAGUGACAGUCCCUAAUGAAGGUUUUGACGGGAAAAAUUACCAACCAGAGAACGCUGAUGACGAUCAAUUUAGAGAAGCAAGGCAGGCUGAAAAUCAGAGCACAGGCCAGAGCAGUAAAGUCCCCAUGUCCAUAGAUGUUGGAGCUCUGUUUGGCUCACGGCCAUUUCCUCGGCCAACGUUGAACAGUGCUGACAAGUCACGUUUGAAGAGGAAACUUGAUUUGGAUCCGGAUUUUGAGAAUCCUCGGUGAUAUACACUCAAUUGUGUCCUCUGAUUAAUUUUUUUGCCUGGUAAACAUUACAUCCUACAUACAAGCUUUGUGUUAUUAUGAUUAUUCAGGAAAUUAUUUUGGGCAUUUAUCUGUCCAUAUAGAAGUCAUCUGCGAGAUCCCCGCAGAUCAGCGAGAUCCCCGGUAGCAGUAAAUUUGGCAUGAGAAGUGGUCUUUCUGACGGCAUUUUAUACUGGCAGGUAGAUUAGUUGAAGAGGAAAUUCAAAGUUGGAUUUUUCGUUGUUUCUCGUUAACUGUACGAUAAAGCACAUAAGAGCGUUCUUCGAUACCCGGGAACGUUCAUAAACAUGUAACUUAAUGCAAUUCUUUUUCUUAUCAUGUUCGGGCGUGUAUGUACUGCAUGCUGGCGUCUGAGAGACUGACUACUCUGAGUGAGUAAUGUGCUGCUUAUUAGUAGUUAGUUAUCUUCUUUUGGUUGAUUGUGGGUUUA
Molecule: messenger RNA, 2267 nt
Organism: Ananas comosus (pineapple)
Lineage: Eukaryota; Viridiplantae; Streptophyta; Magnoliopsida; Poales; Bromeliaceae
Product: cyclin-dependent kinase D-1-like
Exons: 8
Coding region: 473-1798 (441 amino acids)
Biological process (GO): positive regulation of transcription by RNA polymerase II; protein phosphorylation
Cellular component (GO): transcription factor TFIIK complex; nucleus; cytoplasm
Molecular function (GO): RNA polymerase II CTD heptapeptide repeat kinase activity; ATP binding; cyclin-dependent protein serine/threonine kinase activity
Source: RefSeq, a predicted model, not a curated record